ACUGGAACUACGCGGCCAUCGUAACGAAUUCCUCUCGUUACUUGCAACGAUUUUUUAGGCUCGAUGCUUGUUGCUUGGUUUGAAAUCUCACGUCACGCGGAUUACGUAUCUUUUUUUCGUGUUUGUCGAGGUAUUUCCUUUUCUUUUUUCUUUCUUUUUUUUAUCGUUCUUUGCAUAGAAUACGUAAGCGUAACGUAUAAGUGAAAGUCGGGGAAAGCUACAGUGCAAUUCUACUGCGCAUGUGCUUUUCUAUUGGAUAAUUAAUUGAACCUAUGACCAUGUGCCAAUGGUCUUGCACCACAUGAAUUUUGUUUGGCGUUAAAGUUUCGUUUUAAAAUUAAGACGCAAGAAUGACUAUUGCCAUUGGAUUCGAGGGCAGCGCAAAUAAGCUAGGUGUCGGAAUUAUCCGAAAUCAAGAUGUUCUCUCAAACGUCCGGCAUACGUAUAUCACUCCACCCGGCGAAGGUGAACCUAACCUUUCAUGUUAUUACUUUUACCGUCAUACGCAAGUUAUAACGCACAAGAAUAAUUGAUACUUCUGUCUAUUUUAAAAAGGAUUUCUGCCCCGCGAAACUGCGCAACAUCAUAGAGAAUGUAUUCUCAAUAUUCUGCAAAAGGCGUUGGAUGAAGCUAAAAUAAUGUUGAAAGAUGUGGACGUCAUAUGUUACACAAAAGGGCCAGGAAUGGGUGCGCCAUUAACAGUCGCUGCAUUGGUAGCAAGAACAGUUGCCCAGAUAUACAAUAAACCGAUAGUCGCGGUGAAUCAUUGUAUCGGUCAUAUAGAAAUGGGACGAUUGAUCACAGGAAGUGUAAAUCCAACUGUUCUAUAUGUUUCUGGAGGGAAUACACAGGUUAUUGCAUAUUCUCGGCAAAGAUACCGUAUUUUUGGCGAAACAAUAGACAUAGCUGUUGGAAAUUGUUUAGAUCGUUUCGCAAGAUUACUGAAACUUUCUAAUGAUCCUAGCCCCGGUUACAAUAUUGAACAGCUGGCGAAAAAAGGGAAAAAAUUAGCUCCAUUGCCUUAUGUAGUGAAAGGAAUGGAUGUGUCCUUUUCGGGAAUUUUAAGUUACAUAGAAGAACAUCUGUCUGGUUGGCUCGAUUCGAAGGAAUUUACUGCAGAGGACUUGUGUUUCUCUUUACAAGAAACAGUAUUUGCCAUGCUUAUUGAAAUUACAGAGAGAGCAAUGGCUCAUGUAAAAUCAUCGGAAGUAUUGAUAGUUGGUGGUGUAGGAUGUAAUGAAAAGUUGCAAGAUAUGAUGAAAGUUAUGUGUGAGGAAAGAAAUGCUGUGCUUUAUGCUACAGAUGAACGGUUUUGUAUAGAUAAUGGUGUAAUGAUUGCUGUAGCUGGAUUACUUCAAUAUAAAACUCAAGGGCAUACUUCAUGGGCAGAAACAACUUGUGUACAACGAUAUAGAACAGAUGAUGUACACAUUUCUUGGAGAGAAUAAAGUAAUUUUAUAUGAA
Messenger RNA from Frieseomelitta varia, 1464 nucleotides. RefSeq names its product probable tRNA N6-adenosine threonylcarbamoyltransferase (gene Tcs3). Bases 639 to 1448 code for a protein of 269 amino acids. Lineage: Eukaryota; Metazoa; Arthropoda; Insecta; Hymenoptera; Apidae. Gene Ontology annotation, cellular component: cytoplasm; EKC/KEOPS complex. The transcript has 4 exons. Gene Ontology annotation, biological process: tRNA threonylcarbamoyladenosine modification. The record is from RefSeq and is a predicted model, not a curated record.